AUGACUUUCAACGUCUUCCUUACCGGUCUCCUCGCAGCCACCGCUGCCGCCCUUCCCCAGGGCAACUACGCCCGCUCCGGCGAGUCCGGCGCUGUCGAAGCCCGCGACUCCGGCUCCGGUGGUAUCCAGAUCGUGAACAACCUGGGUACUGACGUCUACCUGUGGACCACCUCCUCCGAUCCCGGCAGCAUGAAGACCCUCAGCGCCGGCAGUGACUACAGCGAGGACUGGACCACCAACUCCAACGGCGGCGGCAUCUCCAUCAAGAUGUCCACCACUCAGAGCAAGGACAGCGUUCUCCAGUUCGAGUACACCCAGGAUGACGACAAGUUCUUCUGGGACAUGUCGUCCAUCGACCUCGACGAGACCUCCGAGUUCAUCAAGGGCGGCUUCACCGCGAAGCCCAGUGACUCGAGCUGCCGAUCCGCUAGCUGCGCCGCUGGAGACGCCAACUGCGCGGAGUCCUACCAGCACCCUGACGAUGUGAACACCUACUCGUGCUCCAAGGACUCGAGCUUCACUCUGACCUUGGGUUAA
Penicillium bovifimosum is the source of this 537-nucleotide messenger RNA. RefSeq lists its product as uncharacterized. The record is from RefSeq and is a predicted model, not a curated record. NCBI's taxonomy places the organism in Eukaryota, Fungi, Ascomycota, Eurotiomycetes, Eurotiales, Aspergillaceae. The transcript has a single exon. Bases 1 to 537 code for a protein of 178 amino acids.